This is a messenger RNA of Lachnellula hyalina, 1158 nucleotides long. RefSeq names its product Cut9-interacting protein (gene scn1). Gene Ontology annotation, molecular function: hydrolase activity, acting on ester bonds. The record is from RefSeq and is a predicted model, not a curated record. The coding region runs from base 1 to 1158 and encodes 385 amino acids. The transcript has a single exon. NCBI's taxonomy places the organism in Eukaryota, Fungi, Ascomycota, Leotiomycetes, Helotiales, Lachnaceae.
AUGACCUCAGCAACCUCAGAAGAUGUCCCCUUUCCAUGGCAUCUGGGCGUCUUCGACGCCCACUGCCACGCUACAGACACCAUGAGUCUUGUCUCUUCAAUACCAAGCAUGAAAGCCAAAGUAUUAACGGUCAUGGCAACUCGAGGUCAAGAUCAGGAACUUGUAGCUCAAGUCGCUGAUACUUAUAGUCUCAAGACAUCAUCCGAUGUAAGAAGCCUGUCUGGGAAUGAGUGCUUAGUCCCUUGUUUUGGAUGGCAUCCAUGGUUUUCCCAUCAAAUGUACAACGAUACAGAAAAAGAUCUUCCAGAUGUCACAUCUGAAGACUUCAAGGUCCGGCAUUAUCAGUCUGUUCUGACGCCCAAACCCGAGGACUCGGCAUUCCUCGACUCACUCCCUCAGCCGAGAUCGUUGAAAGAAUUCUUGCAACAAACUAAGGAUUACUUAGAGAAGUAUCCCGUAGCCCUUGUUGGAGAAAUCGGUCUGGACAAAGCAUUUCGGCUGCCUGGUGUAUGGUCGUCGGACCAAGAGGAGUCAAGAGAUCAAACCCUCACUCGAGGCGGGAGAGAAGGCAGAAAACUCACGCCAUAUCGAGUCCAAAUAGACCACCAAAGAAUUGUUCUGAAAGCACAGUUGAAACUAGCUGGAGCGCUGAAAAGAGCAGUCUCAGUCCACGGCGUUCAAGCUCAUGGCGUUGUAUUUGAAACAUUACAGGAGACAUGGAAGGGCCACGAGAAGGAAGUCCUUAGCAAGAAAGAGCGGAAGAAGAUUGCCGGUACACAACAACCAGAAGAAGACAAGGAACUAGAGAUAGUGGAUGAUAGCCCCAAGCCAUUCCCUCCACGAAUAUGCCUCCAUUCAUACUCCGGACCACCGGACCCUCUAAAACAAUACUUUCAUCCUUCGGUUCCAGCAGAUAUGUACUUUUCUUUUUCUGCGGCCAUCAACAUGUCCACAGCAGCUAGCGCCAAAGCUGUAGAGGUCAUCAAAGCUAUGCCGGAUGACAGAAUUUUGGUCGAGAGUGAUCUCCAUAUUGCUGGAGAGGAGAUGGACAAGAAGCUUGAGGAAAUGUGUCGGAAGAUCUGUGAGAUUAAGGAGUGGAGUCUGGAGAAGGGUGUUGGGAUACUAGGAGAGAACUGGCGUCGGUUUGUGUUUUCAUAA